Molecule: messenger RNA, 5126 nt
Organism: Carcharodon carcharias (great white shark)
Lineage: Eukaryota; Metazoa; Chordata; Chondrichthyes; Lamniformes; Lamnidae
Gene: rad50
Product: RAD50 homolog, double strand break repair protein
Exons: 26
Coding region: 216-4154 (1312 amino acids)
Biological process (GO): double-strand break repair; telomere maintenance via telomerase; chromosome organization involved in meiotic cell cycle
Cellular component (GO): nucleus; condensed nuclear chromosome; Mre11 complex
Molecular function (GO): ATP hydrolysis activity; single-stranded telomeric DNA binding; G-quadruplex DNA binding
Source: RefSeq, a predicted model, not a curated record
UAGUGUGUGGCCUACACAUGGCUAAGAGUUCCUGGUGCUAAAAGGAAGUGAAGUAUCUUUGAAAUCAAAAAAAAAAUCUUUCCUUGCGUCUACCACACUGUCACUAUCUCACUGAGAAGGGAAGUGGCGAGUCACUUGAAGAUCUUCCUUGGUUUGCAGGUUCUGCAUCGUUUGUUUACAAGAUCAGGAGCGCUUGAAAUUUACAGACCAGUAAGAUGUCCAAAAUUGAGAAGAUGAGUAUCCAGGGUGUGAGGAGUUUUGGGAUAGAUGACAAAAACAAACAGAUUAUCACCUUCUAUACUCCAUUAACUGUUCUGGUGGGACCAAAUGGUGCUGGAAAAACGACAAUAAUCGAGUGCUUGAAGUACAUUUGUACAGGUGACUUCCCUCCUGGAACUAAAGGACAAACAUUUGUACAUGACCCAAAGGUUGCCCAUGAAACUGAUGUGCGAGCGCAAAUCCGUCUACAGUUUCGAGAUGUGAAUGGAGGAGUAGUGGCUGUGCAGAGAUCAAUGCUUUGCACACAGAAAGGAAAAAAGACCGAAUUCAAAACGCUGGAGGGGGUGAUCACACGAAUGAAGCACGGGGAGAAGGUCAGUCUGAGUUCGAAAUGUGCAGAGUUGGACCGGGAGAUGAUCAGCGCGUUAGGUGUAUCGAAAGCUGUGUUAAACAACGUAAUUUUCUGUCAUCAAGAAGAUUCAAACUGGCCUUUGAGUGAAGGAAAAGCUCUGAAACAGAAAUUUGAUGAGAUUUUCUCAGCUACAAGAUAUAUUAAAGCUCUGGAAACAUUGCGCCAGGUUCGCCUGAAACAGUCACAGUCAGUCCGAGAGUACCAAGUGGAGCUCAGGUACCUGAAGCAGAACAAAGAAAAAGCCCACGGCAUUCAGGCUCAGCUCGCUGACAAAGAGACCCAGCUGUCUGCUUCAAAGGAGAAUGUCCAAUCGAUUGAAAAUCAGAUUGCUCCCUUAGAGGAGCGUUUGAUGCAAAUUGACCGAAACUUGACCAAAGUGAUGAAGCUUGACAAUGACAUCAAAGCUCUUGAAAGCAGGAAAAAGCAAAUGGAGGAGGACAAUCAAGAACUGGAGGAGAAAAUGGAGCAGCUUUUCCAAGGGACCAAUGAGCAACUUCAAGACAAGUACCACAAUCACCAGAGGACAGUGAAUGAAAAAGAGAGACUGCUGAAUGAUCGUCAGCGUGAGCUUGAUCGGGUAAACCAGAGGAGCCAGAAACUCAACCGACAAAAGUCAGAGAUGCUGGUUGAACAAGGACGACUUCAGCUCCAAGCAGACCGGCAGCAGGAAAACAUUAAAAAACGAGACACGCUGGUCCACUCUCUUGCAAUGCAGCUCGAACUGGAUGGUUAUGAGCGAGCGCCAUUCAGUGAUCGCCAGUUCGAUAGUUUUCGUCGACAGCUGACGGCUCGGUUGGAGAGUGAGAAUGAAUCGGCCAACCAACUACUGGGCGAAUAUGCAGAGAAAGAGGCAACCAAGCAACGGCAGAUUGAUGAGAUCAGAGACAAGAAGACAGGAUUGGAGCGAACAAUCGAACUGAAGUUGGACAUUCAGAGCAAGAGACAAGUUGAGCUGAAGAAUGUUAAAUUUGAUCUCCAGCAGCUGGAAGGGUCAUCCACUAGACUGCAAGAAUUGGAUCAAGAGCUCAGUAAAGUGGAGCAUGACCUUGAACGUGCAGAAACCAGCAGCAAUGUGGAGGGCCUGAAGGCUGAAUCAGUGGACCUGAAGAAAGAGAAGGAUGAACUAGACAAGUCCUUGCGGAGACUGGAUCAGGAAAUGGAGAUGUUGAACUUGCACAACACAGCCAGAACUCAGAUGGAAAUGCUGAAAAAAGACAAGGCUGACAAAGAGGAACAGAUCAGGAAGAUCAAGUCAAGACACAAUGAUGAACUGGUAGCACUGCUGGGUCAUUUCCCAAACAAGAAACAACUGGAAGAUUGGCUUCAUACAAAACUUGCAGAGAUCAAUCAGUCCAGGGAUAAACUAUUCAAGAUGAAUAAGGAGUUGGCUUCAGCAGACCAGAACAAAAAUCACACAAAUGACGGACUGAGAAGAAAAGAGCAGCAACUCUCUGACUCCGAAGAAAAGCUCUUUGAUGUGUGUGGAGGCCAGGAUUUUGAGAGUGACCUGUAUAAACUUCAGGAUGAUAUCGAAAAGACGUCAAAGCAAAGAGCUAUGCUCUCCGGAGCGACGGCUGUAUACAGCCAGUUUAUCAACCAACUAACUGAGGAAAACGAGCCCUGCUGUCCCGUCUGCCAGCGAAUCUUCCCCUCGGAGGCCGAGUUACAGGACAUCAUCGGUGACCUGCAGUCGAAGCUGCGGCUCGUCCCGGAUAAACUUAAAUCAGCCGAGUCGGAACUGAAGAAGAAGGAGAAACGCCGUGACCAGAUGAUGGCACUAAAACCCAUCAGGGAAACGGUAAUCGAACUUAAGGAAAAGGAUUUACCCGAGUUACGGAAUAAACUUCAAAGCAUCAAUCGAGAUAUUCACCGCCUGAAAUGUGACAUUGAGGAACAGGAGACUCUUCUUGCUGCCUUCAUAUCUGAGGAAGGCACCGCAAAAUCAUGUCUGCAAGACAUAUCGCUUAUGGAGAGAUACCAGAUGGAGUUGAGGGAUGUUGAACGCAAGAUUGCACAGCAGACUGCCAAGCUUCAGGGAGUAGAUGUGAACCGAACAAUGCAGCAGGUCAACCAGGAGAAGCAAGAGAAGCAACUUCAGGUAGAGACAGUGUCUAAUAAAAUUGAACUGAAGCGGAAAAUGAUUCAAGAACAGCAAGAGCAGAUCCAGCUACUGAAGAGUAACGUCAAUGAGGUCCGAGCUGAAAAACUGCAGAUCGCCAGCAAUAUGCAGCGACGUCAGCAGCUGGAGGAUCAGAGCGCAGAAUUUUCCACAGAGAUUCAGUCCCUGCAGAGGGAAAUAAGAGAAUCUAAGGAACAGUUAUCUCCACUAGCUGCAGCUGUAGAUAAACUACAACAAGAGAAACAGGACCUGAUAGAGAGGAAAAAUAGAAGCUUCAAGGAGAGGCAAGAGAAGAUAAAUGAAAUAAGAGAAAAAGUAAAAAAUAUUGAUGCUUAUGCAAGAGAAAUUGAGAGAUACAUUAAGGACAGAAGAGAUGAACACAAAGAGCAAAAAGAGUCCGAACUUCAGGAUACCAUAACUCAACUAAAUGAAGCUGAAAAAGAACGAGAUAAAAUACACAAAGUUAUGGAGGCUACUAGAAAGGACAUCGAUACACAGAAACUUGAGGAGCGCUGGUUACAGGAUAACUUGACAUUGCGGAAGAGGAUGGAAGAAUUGAAAGUUGUGGAGACCGAGAGGUUGGAGCGACUGAAGGAGAUGGGAGAGAUGAAAGUAAUGCACCUCAGGAAUGAGCGGAAACAGCUGGAAGAACGGCUAGAUAAUUUCAAGAAAAACCGCAAUCUGGCGCAAGGGCGGCAGAAAGGUUUUGAGGAGGAAAUACUUCAUUUCAGAAAGGAGCUGAGAGACCCUCAGUAUAAAGACGCUGAAGAAAAGUUCAGAGAAAUGAUGAUCGUAAUGAGAACCACUGAACUGGCUAACAAGGAUCUCGAUAUUUAUUACAAGGCACUAGACCAAGCCAUCAUGAGAUUCCACAGUAUGAAGAUGGAGGAAAUCAACAAAAUUAUUCGUGACCUGUGGCGGAGCACAUACAGAGGUCAAGAUAUCGAGUACAUUGAGAUCCGUUCUGAUGCUGAUGAAAAUGUGUCAGCCAGUGACAAAAGGAGGAAUUAUAAUUACCGUGUUGUAAUGGUGAAGGGGGACACAGCACUGGACAUGAGGGGAAGGUACAGCGCUGGACAGAAGGUCCUUGCUUCACUCAUUAUCCGGCUGGCACUGGCGGAGACCUUCUGCCUAAACUGUGGAAUCCUGGCACUGGAUGAACCAACCACAAACUUGGACCGGGAGAACAUCGAAUCCCUGGCCCACGCCUUGGUAGAGAUAAUAAAGAGUCGCUCAAACCAAAGCAACUUCCAGCUUCUGGUGAUCACUCACGACGAGGACUUUGUGGAGCUGCUGAGUCGUUCACAAUACAUCGAAAGCUUCUACCGAAUCAAAAAGAACAUUGAUCAGUGUUCGGAGAUCGUGAAGUGUAACGUCAACUCCCUGAACUCCCAUGCUCAGUGAAUGUCUGCAUCUAUUCUUAUCUCAGUAACAUUUUAAGGUGACCUACUAUAACUGAAACUGUUUUUUAAAUUGAUCACUCCACACAGCAUUCUGCAUGAUCAAAAGAUUAGUUUUGUACUUUGUGACGGAAAUUCAACGUGCUGUUGACACAUAAUCUACAGUAGUUAAACUGGUGCAGAAAUAAACUUUUUUCAUCCCACCAUCAGGUUCCUACCUUUACAAUAUGGAGGUCAAUCUGCAUGGGUGUGCUGCCUGGACAGGCAAACAGGGGCAAACACAUAUCCAGUUGUUCGAAUCAUAAGUGGUUUACAAUGCCUUAAAUGUUAAGAUUUUUUUUUUAAAUGAAGGAUGAUUGGAGUAAACAGCAUAGUGUAUUCUGAGAUAAAAGCAAUAGUGUAUUCAGAGGUUGUCCUGGGUCGACCAAACUCUAGCAGCUGAAGACUCAAGAUGAAAUUACAUCAGGAAAGAGCCCCGUUCUGCAAUCACUACAAAGUACACAAGCAUCCUGCUAGCAUUCCAGACAGUGCUAGGCUUUAUCUCCUGGAUAAAAUGAGGGUGAAGUACAACCUCAAUUAUUAAGUUCAAUUAGUACUCAAGUACUGCUUGUAAACCACAAACUAGGAGUCACAAAGCAGGUUUAGCAACAAAUUCUUGGUAAAAUCUUAAAGCUGUGCUCAAAAGGUUAAAUCCACCCAUUCCUAGAUGCUCAAAGAUUCGGACAGCAAGCUUUCAACGCAGUCUUUACCUUUGUUACUAACGUAUUUACAGUUUGAAAAUCAUUUCUGGAUCCAUGCCAAUCUUGGCAUGAAUCUUAAAUGACCAAACUUUUAGUUCAGGCUAGUUUGAAACAAAUGGGUGAAUUUGGUUCAUCAAGUCUGCACCAACAAGUGAGAAACACCUGACUUACCUACCUAAUCCCAUUUACUAGCACUUGGCCCAUAGCCUUGAAUGUUAUGACAUGUCAAUUGCUCA